AUGCUUUCAAAAAUUUAUUCGUUUUUUGUUUUGAUCAACUUGGUUUUCGCUGCGAAAUUUCACAGUACAUCAGAAGAUUUAGUGAGUUUGCUCAAGAAACUCUACAGCUUAAUUCGUUUUUCAAACGUUUUAGUUAUGCAAAAAGACACUGGAUGUUGAAAAAUUCGAUCGUGAUGUUGUGGUGAUUUUGGAGAACUCGAAAGAUCCGAUGAUACAUGCUGCAAGUCUCGACACACUUUGUUGGAUCAAAAAAGUAAAAAAUAAAGAAAAAACAUAUUCUCUAGAAAAAAUCAAGUUUUUUCAGAUUUUCGAUGUGACUGAAAUUUACAACAGUACAAAAGAGACAGUCUGUUAUCACGCACAUUCGGUAAAUUUCAAUUUUUAAUGAAAAUCAAGAUCUAUGUUGAUAUUUUAGAUCUACGUGAAACCUGGCAAUCUUUUAAUUGUGAUAUCAGAAGGCGGUCAAACUUCGAAAUGUCCUUUGGCUAUUUACGGACCAGUUCCAAAUGUUAUUUAUGCCAAUAAUUUUGUGAUUCAAGAGGGAGAAAGCAGCUAUCUUCGAACUAUGGAAUUGAUUUUUAGAAAUACUGGGGGAUUUGUGGGGUAAGUGUGGUCGAGUUGGAUUCUAGGCCAGAGGAAUUUCACGGGGUUGCGAGAUAUCACGUGGCAGUUCACGAUUUUGAAGCCAAAUGAAUCAUAUAAAUUUGUUGGGUUACUGUAGAUUAAGAUUUCUGGCGCCACAAAGGUGUACUGUAAAUCAAGAGUUUUGAAGAAAUGGUAAAAAAAAAGUAUUUUCAGCCUAACAAUCGAUCUUCAAAGAGAUGGUGCAGCUUCUCGAAUCAAGAAAAUUCUCCAUUUCUACUUGCAAAAUUUAGAUGUUAUAACUCCAUUUUAUAAAGUUCUAAUUCCAUGGUGGAAACCAAUAAUUCGUUUGCCACCUGAUAUUUAUUUAAAAUAUCGACAAGAAAAAAUGAUGAAAAAGGAGAGCGGUGCAUUCAAUUCGACGAUUAUUAUGAUAUCUUGUAUUCCAAUGUUGACAUUGGCUAUUGGAUUAUCACUUUAUUUGGUUAUUCAUCCGGUAAGGGGUUUUUUUUGAGAACUAAUGGAUCAACAUUAAAAAGUACAUUAUUUUCAAAAUUAUUAAGUUUUUUUUUGAAACAGUGGAAAUUUUAGAAAGCAUUUCUUCGAAGUUUUGGGAACAGAACAUUUUUCCAAAAUGUGUAUGGAGAUUUCUUUAUAGCAACACAAGAAAGAGAAAAUUUAUUAUUGUACAUUUCAUGAAAAAGUACAUUUUUUCUACCAAAAAACCAAUGUAGAUUAAAAAUUUUAAAAAAUUAGAAUUCUUUCUUUCGUGAAACAGUAAAAUUUCACAUACGAUUUUUUUUCGAAAAUCGUGAAACUGCAGAAUUAUUUUUUUUUAUGAAAUCUUCAAAUUUCUCGAAAUGAAACAAUAUUACUCUAGUUCUUAUGAAAAUUUUCCAGCGAAGCGCCUUGAAAUAUUCUGACGAAGAAAUCGAUUUUGAAGUCAUUGAAUUCGCCGACGAUGCUCCAACGAUUCCACCAAAUCUACCAAAUUUGCCCAUCAAAAAUCCUCCAGCACCACAAAAUUCAAAUGACAAAGAAAUUCGUUUGCCAGUCACAAAAACCAGCGAAGAUAUCAAAACCAAUUCAACAAUGAAAUCGGAAAAAGAUGAAAAAUUGAAACUUGAAGUCAAAAAUUCGCAUGACACGGUAACAAACAAUUCCUAGAUCUUGGAAAAAUAAAAAAUAAUUUUGCAGCUCCACCACAAGAAUUCGAGUAUUCGCUUGGCUCCAGUCAAUUUCCCAGAAAUUCCAAUCGAUAAAACGCCAAUUUCAAACAAAUAA
Molecule: messenger RNA, 1866 nt
Organism: Caenorhabditis angaria
Lineage: Eukaryota; Metazoa; Nematoda; Chromadorea; Rhabditida; Rhabditidae
Source: the annotation of a GenBank genome assembly